Molecule: messenger RNA, 3113 nt
Organism: Oncorhynchus gorbuscha (pink salmon)
Lineage: Eukaryota; Metazoa; Chordata; Actinopteri; Salmoniformes; Salmonidae
Product: PX domain-containing protein 1-like
Exons: 5
Coding region: 493-1230 (245 amino acids)
Molecular function (GO): phosphatidylinositol binding
Source: RefSeq, a predicted model, not a curated record
AUUUCCAGUACAUCAACAUUUAUUUGAAAUCACUGGCUUUUUUAGCUCUAAAUUGUUUUCUAGGUUUGCAAAACUUGCUGUUGCAGUUGGUUUUGUAGUCAUGCUAUAUUGCGUCGUUAGUGUAGUUUGGGGUUUGGGCAUCCCCGGCUGCCAAGCAUCAAGUGGUGUGCGGGAGCAGAGCAUAAAUAAUCAACUAAACUUCCAACCUGGCAACCUUCUUCAAGUCACUUCUGCCAGUGAGAGAGGAGUCGCUUCCAUCAGCGGGUAUGGUACUUGUGGAAUUUUGAUCCAACUGGACAUCAUACAAGCCAUUUAGGAUAAUCGAAACGGCACUUUAUAUUUCAGAAAACGUUAGAGAAAAAAAAUCAUUUGCCGACCGUUUGCCUAUGCAUGAUGAAGAUUGGGGAAAGGAAUCAAAUUGCAAGUAUUUAGAUUUCCCGAAGUCAAACUAACAAUUAUAGCCUGUCAUCGACUGGGAAUUAAGCAGUGAAAAUGGCAAGUUUUGCUUUUGAGGGAACUUCGCUCGUGAACAUGUUUGUACAAAACUGUUGGGUUGUUGGCACACAGCGAAUAAUUAGUCAACGCGGAGAGGAAGAAUUCAUUGAAGUCCGGACCGAGUUAUCGGACAGGAGCGUUCUCUAUUUGCACAGAACGGACCGCGAUCUCGGAAGCCUUCUAAAGAGACUCAUGGAUGCUUUCCCAGAGGAUAGAGCAACUCCUACACAGUCAGCGCUCCUAGAUGGACUUGUGCGAAUAAGAGACGCUGCAGAGGCCAAUGAUAUUGAGAUUCGAUUGCAAGAGGUGGAAAAACUCCUCAGGAGGGUCGUUACCUUGCCAAUGAAGUAUUCACGGUCAGAAGCAGUGCUCACGUUCUUUGAGCAAUCUCCGCUGGACCUGAUGAUAAGAGAAAACAACAUCAACAACAUGGAGCCAUACUACCAGAGUCCAGUAACAAUAUCAGAUAUCAUGAGGUGCAAUGGAUUUUGUCUGGCUAACACAGAGACCAUUUUUUAUGACUACAGUGCACCACAGGUCAGACACAGAGCCCUGUCAAUGUCCACAUGUACAGAGUCUGCAGGUUUUGGGUAUGAUACCCAAUCUGGGUUUAAGGAGACCCUGGACAUCGUUGAGACAGCAUCAACGGAUGGUAGUGCCGAAGACCAAGAAACGUCUUUCCCUAAUCUGACGUACUACCAACUACUGACCUACGAGACUGAUAUUCUGGAAUGAACGACAGUGGCGGACAUAUUGUUUGAGUCUGUAUGGUUCUCCCUUGUUUACCUACACUUUCAGUGGUCCGGUCCAAAUGAUGUAGGUUACAGACAGGAUUGGGGAGUAACAGAUUACAGUAGUCAGUUAUGUGUAAUCUCAUUACCCCUCCAAAAAACUGUACCUGUAACAAGUUAUGUUAUCAGCAAAAAUAUUGUAAUCGAAUUAAAGAUACUUUUGGAAAAACGAGAUGAAUUUAAAUUCAGAAAUUAUGUUUUGCAAAAAAAUACAUUGAGACCUUUCUGUUUCCUCAAUGACAUUCAAUUCAGCAUAAAGAAAACAAAGAAAACAAGGCUCAAGUUUAAGUUUGUUCCACUUGAGUGAGUUUUGACCACAAGACCACUAUGACGACUCACCAAUGUGUUUGACAAAUCCUUUUUGUUGUUGUUGUUGUCUUCUAAUGCCUCUUAAGAGGAAAGUAACUGAAAUCAUUCAGAUUACGUUAAUGAGUUUGGGUAAUCCAAAGGGUAUGUUACUGAUAACAAUUUUGAACAGGUACAGUAAUUUUGGCCAUGUAGUGUAACAGAUUACAUUUAGAAAGUAACCUACCCAACCCCUGGUUACAGUCUGUUGCUGCUAGACUACCUGGUCUGGUCUAAAUGAUGUAGGUUACAGACUGCUGCUGCUAGAUUCAAAUGGUUUCACAUUUGUGCCACGAUGAUGGUAGAGUAAAAAUACUUGUUCUCCAAACGUAUUAACCAAUAUACUAACUCUUAACAAGAUAUUAACUGACUUGCCUAGUUAAAUAAAUGUUAAAUAUAAAAUAAAUUAAUACGAAAUAUAUUGCAUUGCAGUGAGAACUGGUGUCAUUCCUUUCCAGGUUAAAUCACUCACUAGAUGUGUUUUCCCAACAUGCAGGAAAAAGGUUCGCUCAACUUAUUCUAGGGUUUCACAUCCUGGAAUCUGCUAUGUUAAAGUUUUGUUGAUAAAUACUGGUUGGGGAUGGGAGAUCAGAGGGAUAUAGCACAGGAAGGGAGUGGUGGGGCAAUGUGGUCUGCGGGCGGCAGCACUACCACCAGACCUCACCACAUUUCCAUGGAUCUGUACUCCUAUCGCAUAUCUUGUUGGAGCCCACAUUGCAGUAGGAUUAAAACUGACGUCAUAAUGCACAGUGAGAAAAGGGUAUAUAAAUGAGAGUAAGUAAAUUUUGUAUCUGAUGCCUGAGUGGGGCCCACAUUGGAAUUGGUUCCCCAGUCUCGAAUGUAAGCUGCACAACACUGCCGCCAACUGGCCAAUAAGGAUAAAAGCACAUUCCAGAUAUGGUGCAGUUCUUUGGCUGCAUCUCGAUAGUGGCUUUCUCUCCUCGUCUCCUCUCCUUCAUCUGCAUUGAUCUGGUGGUCUUGUUUUGAUCUGUAACAAACUGGUGAAAAGAACAUGGUGAAGCCUAUACUAGAUCUAGUCCAAUCCAGUUCUUUAUGAAGUCCAAUCCAGUUCUUUACGAAGUCCAAUCCAGUUCUUUAUGAAGUCCAAUCCAGUUCUUUACUAAGUCCAAUCCAGUUCUUUACACCAGCUAGUCCAAUCCAGUUCUUAAUCUAGUCCAAUCCAAUUCUUUACUAAAUCCAAUCCAGUUCUUUACUCCAGCUAGUCCAAUCCAAUUAUUUACCUAGUCCAAUCCAGUUCUUUACCUAGUCCAAUCCAGUUCUUUACAAUACCUAGUCCAAUACAGUUCUGAAGUCAGUCCAAUCCAGUUCUUUACGCCAGCAAGUCCAAUCCAGUUCUUUACGCCAGCUAGUCCAAUCCAGUUCUUUAUGCCAGCCAGUCCAAUCCAGUUCUUUACGCCAGCCAGUCCAAUCCAGUUCUUUACGCCAGCCAGUCCAAUCCAGUUCUUUACGCCAGCCAGUCCA